GAUGUGCGGCUCAGCCUGGGUAGUCCAGCUGUGACAAAUCUUGAAGAAAAGCAAAGCAGAGGAAAAGAUCACCUAGCUAUUUCCUGGUCCGGCUGCAGCACAGCGUACAAAGCUACCGGCCGCAGACCUCAGGUGGCCGGAGUCACACCUCGGAUAGAGCCGGCUACGCGAGAUGUGCCAACUCCCGGGACGAGGGCGCGCUCAGGACUGAAGAAGGAAGCCAAAGGAGACAGGAUUUUGAGAAGUUCUUUGCAGAAGAAUAUUCCACCUGAACUAGAGGAUCAUGAUGACAACAAGAUUCAUCUGUUUAAUGCUAAUAGCUGUUGUGGGAGCUACUGCAAGCAAAACACAGGAAUUUGAAAGCAAUGAUGAAGAAACAGAACAAGAAUUCAUUUAUAUGAACAGAUAUAAGCGUUCCAGUGACACACAGGACAAAUGUACUUACACCUUUAUUGUACCUCAACAGAGAGUGACAGGUGCCAUUUGUGUUAAUUCUAAGGAGCCUGAAGUUCUACUUGAAAACAGGGUAAAUAAGCAAGAAUUACAGUUACUUAACAAUGAACUUCUUAAACAAAAGAGACAAAUAGAAACUCUCCAGCAACUGGUAGAGGUGGAUGGUGGCAUUGUUAAUGAGGUUAAACUCUUAAGAAAAGAAAGCAGAAAUAUGAAUUCUCGUGUCACACAACUCUAUAUGCAGUUGCUACAUGAAAUUAUCCGAAAACGUGACAACGCCUUAGAACUUUCUCAACUUGAGAAUAAGAUUUUGAACCAAACUGCAGAUAUGUUGCAGCUUGCAAACAAAUACAAAGACUUAGAGCACAAGUACCAACAUUUGAUGUCAAUUGCCAAUAAUCAGUCAAUAAUAAUUGCCCAACUGGAAGAACACUGUCAAAGAAUGCCACCUGUAAAGCCACUGCCACAAACUCCAGUGUCACCAAAUAAAGCGUACCAGCCUCCUACUUACAAUCGCAUUAUUAACCAGAUAUCUACUAAUGAGAUUCAGAGUGAUCAGAAUUUAAAGGUUCUGCCACCUACCUUACCAACCAUGCCUGCGGUUACUAGUAUUCCAACUUCAACUGAUAAACCAUCUGGGCCCUGGAGAGACUGUCUACAGGCAUUAGAAGAUGGCCAUGAUACAAGCUCCAUCUAUCUUGUAAAACCAGAAAACACAAACCGGCUUAUGCAGGUCUGGUGCGAUCAACGGCAUGACCCUGGUGGCUGGACAGUGAUUCAGAGACGGCUGGAUGGGUCUGUCAACUUUUUCAGGAACUGGGAGACAUACAAGCAAGGAUUUGGUAAUAUAGAUGGAGAAUACUGGCUUGGAUUAGAAAAUAUUUAUUGGUUAACAAAUCAAGGCAACUACAAACUCCUCAUAACAAUGGAAGACUGGUCAGGUCGAAAAGUCUUCGCCGAGUAUGCUAGCUUCAGACUGGAGCCAGAAAGCGAGUAUUACAAGUUGAGAUUGGGACGCUACAAUGGCAAUGCAGGAGAUUCUUUCACUUGGCACAAUGGUAAACAGUUCACCACGCUGGACCGGGACCAUGAUGUAUACACAGGUAAUUGUGCUCAUUACCAGAAGGGAGGAUGGUGGUACAAUGCAUGUGCUCAUUCAAAUCUCAAUGGAGUUUGGUAUCGUGGAGGACAUUACCGUAGUCGGUAUCAGGAUGGUGUUUACUGGGCAGAAUUCCGGGGGGGAUCAUAUUCACUAAAGAAAGUUGUCAUGAUGAUAAGACCUAACCCAAACACAUUCCACUGAAAUAGUUCUUCUCUUGGUUUGCUUUCUUGUUCUAAAAAAAUCACAUAAGGCUAUGAUGUUAUUAUCUGGAAUUAUCUUUUCAGGAAUGAGGAAUGUAAGAUAUUGUACAUUUAUUGCUAAUAUGUGCGGGCUUGUAUAUUGUAUUUUCAAGAAUCAUUCCAGGAAAACAAAGCUGAAAAAAAAAAGGAACUGAAAUGACAAAACAUUCAGAACACCUCUUGGUACUAAAAGUAGUUAAUAUUAAGCUUUUUAGAACUGGCAGUUUAGAUGGACUGUAGAUACACUUUCUGGUUUUUAUUCCCUGUAAAUUAAGUUUGGAUGGUAAAAAUACUGCCACAACAUUUAAAUAUUUUUGUAUGUUAUAUUAUGUAUAAAUAUUCUCAAAUACAGGAAAUAUUACAAACUGUACAGUAAGAGUUUUAUUAUUAUUAUUAACAGUCAUUUGACACAGGAAAUCAUAUCCUUUGAACUGUGUAGCUGGUAUAUGUACAGUAGUGUGAUUAUUCUAAUUUAAUCUUUGUUAACUGCCAUAAAUCAAGCUAGUAUUAUAGAAUUUGAUUUUGAGAGCAGAUACUCAAACCAUUACUGUUGUGAUAAAUCAUCUUUCCCCUUCACUUUGAGCAUUUAAUAAUCUGCUCCUAUAAAUUAGAAUUCACAUUUGAUUCAAAUAUUUUAGAUUAAAAACACCAAUGAUUUUUCUUACCAAAAUGAAGUAGCUACCUGCAUAUGGAAAUUAAUCCAAUUUACAACAGCUAUCAUGUGCUGUAUAGCCAACAUGUUACACUACACAACAACUGCCACAGUAUUGUGUACCUGCCUUCAGUCAUUACCUGCUGUGUAGCCUCUGUAAUCGGAAAUGGCUGGCUAUAAAUUAAAGGGACUAUCCAACUUUGCAGGCAAAUGAUGGAUACCAAUAUAUAAGCUAUUUAAUAUCCUUAGCCAGUAGAUGAAAAUUAUGUAAAGAAGUUAUCUGUAGCAAAGAGAAGCUGUAUUUAUCAUACUCCACAGUUAUAACAUAAUACUAUCAAAUUAUUAAAUAGAUUUACUCAUCUAUAUUUAGAAGUCAGUCAGAACUAUGAAAUACUGACAAGGAUAAUUCUAACAUUCUUCAGAGGUAGGUUUCUAGAAUAAUUGUUUUAACACCCAAUUCAAAACAGCAACUACUAUGAAAAAUGUAAGUUAAAGAAUGCAUAUAAGAGGGAGAGCAAAAGCCUCCAAAAGUUCAACAUAUUUUUCAGUAAGCCCGUAAGAUACUUACUGGGUGUUUGUGUGCGGGUGCUUGCACACUUUAUCCCUUAUUACCUCAUCAAUUCUUACAACGGUAUGAUGUGCAUUAAACUGACGUGUCAUGUAGCAUGUGUUGUAUAUAACUGAAAGUAGCGUUUUUAAUAUAUUAGAUUACCCCUGUAACACUGUAAUCCUUUAAUAAAGCAACAAAUGUUAUUCUGACAUGUUCAGAUUUCAUCCUGUUUUAGUUCAGAUUACUCCUAGCAAAGACUAGAUGGCGACUUAAUUGCACACCACUCUGCCUCAUGACUCGAAUCAACCCUGGUACACAACUAAUAUUAACGUGUGUGAAGUGUCUAAAUAUUGCAACAAUUUCCACACAUACCAAGGAGGAAGAACUUUUUGUAGGUCCUAUGAAACCCCCCAAAUUUUCAAACAGUAUUCAAGCUUUAUCUUCCACUGGUUUAUCUACCAGACUCUGGAAAACAAUUAAGCUUUAAGUAAAAAAUAUUAAAUGCAUCUAGUGGCUCUACAGCCUAGCCACAGUGCUCUAACAGUUAGGACUGAGCAUUAAGGCAGUAAAAUUCCUGUUGGCAUUUACAACUAACCACUAGUUUUGUCAGAAGAAAGCACACAGUAGACUGACACCUACCUUAGAAAUGUCCAUGGCGUGUAUGUACAUUCAACUUAUUGUAAGUCUAUAACUAAGUAAUCAACACUUCCUGAAGAUACUUUAGCAUAGCAAUAUUCUUAGGUCACAUUCAUACUCCACCCUCUUCUUGCGCUCCUUUGGUAACCUGCUACCACGGCAUAUCAAGGUAGAACACAAUGCAUAACCCAUGGACUAAGAUACAGGGGCAGAAAAACAAACAAUGCAUUAGCCAUAUGCAGAUUAGUUUGGAAGAACCUCAUGCUACUGGUAACUAACUACUCUGAGGUGUUUGCCCGCUUUUAAAGCAUGGGUCACUAUGAACAUUAUCUCCUUACACUCACAGGUUGCAUGAAAAGGACUAUCAGAAACUUUAUGAGGACAGCAAAUUCAAGAUACUCUUCCAAGUGCUACUUCAUGCUUGGCUUGAUGAAGGAAUACGGAGAACUUCAGGUAUCCGUUGUGUAGAUCUCAAGAAGGGGGCAUUUUCUAGAAAAGCUACUACAGGUGCUUUUCUGUAGCAGGAGAUAUGACUACAGAUACAUCUCCACCGUAUACACUCAUGACGGGCUUUAAACCCAUGUCCAGGCUAACAGCCUUUUGCUAAAAUAGCCACAUCCCUUAACCUUCCUACUUCAAACGCAAGUGAUUUACCUAGAGUCUUGUCCAUGUAAUUAAAAAAAGAUAGUGCACAAAAGUCAGUGUACAGAGACCUGUUUUAACCCUGGGGGAUACCACAUCUGAGAAAAGAACUUAGGCAAGCUAAGUUCUUAAAUGAGAUUGGCUGUGCUACACCCCUCCUCCCUGGAAAAGAAUAUGAGGAAGAAAAAGCCUUUUAAAGAAGGCUUCAUCAUAGGGACUUCGCUCUUCCCCACACUUUCAGCUAGUAUGAUAGCACUUGCAGAUAGUAUUGUCAAUGAAAGGUGAAGGACAGACCAUAUAAUGGUGAGCUCAAAUAGUUAACCUGUAAGGAAAAUAAGCACGAGAUUAAAAUACCACUAAGAAACACAGUUCAUAGGUAGAGGAAAACUGCAACUAGCAUCAUAAGAAACCAGCAACAUCUCAUCUAAAGAUGGGUGAAGGAUACACACAGCUGUAGGGUGGACCCAAACCAAAGUAGCAAAAAAAUAUCUGGUCUAAAUUAAAAUUUCUUUGUAAAGUCAAGUCUUAAUCUAAAAAUGGUCACUUCACUCAUAAGCUCAGGAUGCCCCUUCCGCCUUUCUGAGGAAGAGAAAUGAGAUACAGAGAAACAGACUGAGAGUGCUGAAGUUGCCUGAUCU
This is a messenger RNA of Egretta garzetta (little egret), 4912 nucleotides long. It is a transcript of the gene ANGPTL2, whose product is annotated as angiopoietin like 2. NCBI's taxonomy places the organism in Eukaryota, Metazoa, Chordata, Aves, Pelecaniformes, Ardeidae. The coding region runs from base 284 to 1756 and encodes 490 amino acids. The record is from RefSeq and is a predicted model, not a curated record. The transcript is spliced from 5 exons.